This is a messenger RNA of Schistocerca serialis cubense, 687 nucleotides long. RefSeq lists its product as uncharacterized. Lineage: Eukaryota; Metazoa; Arthropoda; Insecta; Orthoptera; Acrididae. The record is from RefSeq and is a predicted model, not a curated record. The transcript is spliced from 3 exons. The coding region runs from base 97 to 687 and encodes 196 amino acids.
ACGAGCAAGGAGUGCUACAGCAAAGUGCACAAUCUACGAACUCAAUUUAAAGUGGAGCACGCCAAAGUAAAAUCAACGAAAAGCAGUGGCGCUGGGAUGAACGACAUAUACAAACCAUCUUUAUGGUAUUACGAGAAGUUAAUGUUUUUGGCGGAUCAUUGCUUGCCACGAAAGAGCACAGCCAUAGGCCUGACUCAACAUUCCAUGACUGAGUACAAUGAAAGUGAAGAGACAUGCAGUCUCUCUUCUCAAAGUGUGGAUAUACAACCAUCACCACAUCAAAACAUCGAAGGCUGUUAUAGUCUUGAUGUGGAUGUGCUGAACGAUGUAUGCAUUGGGGAACAAUGUGAAGAAGCAGCAGCAACGUCACCACCACCACCACCACCACCACCACCUACCCAUGCCACUCAAAGCAAGGAUGGAAGAAGAAAGAGGCCUGGUGACGGGUACAUGAGUGCUAUUGAGGUAAUAGCUAAUAAAAUAUGUGCCACCCAAGACCGCCAACAACCCUCGGCAGAGCUCACUAUGGAUAGCUGCAUGAUAUUCAUUGGUAACCUUGCAAAGGAAAUCAAGAGCAGUGAAAUCAAAAUGCAGUUAAUAAGAGAUCUUGUUAAUGUAACAACAGAAGCAAAACUGAAAGAUCUACAGAUACAAAUGCAGAACUCGAGUGAAAGUGAAAUUGUGUAA